Molecule: messenger RNA, 1446 nt
Organism: Misgurnus anguillicaudatus (oriental weatherfish)
Lineage: Eukaryota; Metazoa; Chordata; Actinopteri; Cypriniformes; Cobitidae
Source: RefSeq, a predicted model, not a curated record
AACCUAUUAAGUAGCAUCCUCAUCAGAUUAACCUUUGGAAAGUGAUUUGUUUAAAUUUGUGAUUUGUUCUUGUUUUUUAUUUUUUACAGAUUUGUUUUAAAUGAAAAAAAGACAAAGUCUGCUGUCAACUUUCUGGGGAAUCUGUUCACUGCAGCAUCAGAGUUUAACACAGAUACAGAAGAAAAAUACACAGAAUUAUUAACAUCUGUGUGCAACUACACAUCUUUCCCAUGUGAUGAAGAUUACUCUCUGAUGAAACAAUCUGGUUUCCUGCUGGAUCUGUACUCACAUAUGAAGGACUAUGAGAGUCAAACAGGAAGGAGUGUCCUACCAGCAUUACAGUCAAUUUAUCAGUCAUCACCUGCAGUCUGGAUCAUAAACCUCUCAGAGACAAAGACCUCCAUCCUCCUAGAAGUGCUGAAACUCCAAACAGAGAAGAAACCAGUAGAGUUGAUAGACUGGACAGAUGAUGAGAGUGAAGUGAGAGGAUUCAUCCAGUGUCUGCCAUACAUCUCACAACUGAGAUUUUACAAAGGUGUGGUAUAUAAAGAAAAGAAGAAAUGGCCAGCUGUUCAGUUUCUGGUGAAUUUGUUCACUUCAGAGUUUGACACAAAUAAAGAAGAAAAUUACACUGAACUAUUAACAUCUGUGUGCAGCUACACAUCUUUCCCCUGUUAUAAAGAUUAUUAUGAUGAUGAUUUGAACCAUCAGAUUCAUCAGUGUGAUUUUCUGCUGGAUCUGUACUUAAAUCUGAAGAACUAUGAGAGUCAAACAGGCAAGAGUCUCCUACCAGCAUUACAGUCAAUUUAUCAGUCAUCUCCUGCAGUCUGGACCAUAAACCUCUCAGAGAGAAAGACCUCCAUCCUCCUAGAAGUGUUAAAACUCCAAACAGAGAAGAAACCAGUAGAGUUGAUAGACUGGACAGAUGAUGAGAGUGAAGUGAGAGGAUUCAUUCAGUGUCUGCCAUACAUCUCACAACUGAGAUUUACUGAAGUUUUCUAUGAGAAGAGAGAAUCUGUUGUUCAGUUUCUGGCAAAUCUGUUCAAUGCAGCAUCAGAGUUUGACACAAAUACAGAAGAAAAAUACACUGAACUAUUAACAUCUGUGUGCAACUACACAACUUUUCCUUAUGAUGUAGAAUAUUAUGAUGAUGAUGAUUUUGAUUAUCUGAUUGAACAAAGUGAUUUUCUGCUGGAUCUGUACUCACAUGUGAAGGACUAUGAGGGUCAAACAGGCAGGAGUCUCCUACCAGCAUUACAGUCAAUUUAUCAGUCAUCUCCUGCAGUCUGGAUCAUAAACCUCUCAGGAAGAAAGACCUCCAUCCUCCUAGAAGUGCUGAAACUCCAAACAGAGAAGAAACCAGUAGAGUUGAUAGACUGGACAGAUGAUGAGAGUGAAGUGAGAGGAUUCAUUCAGUGUCUGCCAUACAUCUCACAACUGAGGUAA